Messenger RNA from Tachysurus vachellii, 737 nucleotides. RefSeq lists its product as uncharacterized. Lineage: Eukaryota; Metazoa; Chordata; Actinopteri; Siluriformes; Bagridae. The transcript is spliced from 10 exons. Bases 70 to 552 code for a protein of 160 amino acids. The record is from RefSeq and is a predicted model, not a curated record.
GCCGCACUACACCCACACACCCACACAGACACACACACUUCUGCAGCUAGAACAGCAUCAGCAGGAAACAUGCUACUCGUAAUCCUUUUGGUUGGUGCGGUUAUUUUUACAGAGGAGUCAGUAGCUCAGACCGCACCUUCAGAUGGAACAGCUAACACAGAUGUGACUGUAUUAAACACAAACGCUACCACAUUGCCUAGUACAACUGUGAACACAUCAACCGCUGCCACAACUCAGACCACAUCGCUCACAAAUGGAACAACUAACACUGGUUUUAAUGAUAGAAACGGAUCUCUCACAAGCACUACCACAUUGCUUAGUACAACUGUGAACACAUCAACCACUGCCACAACUCAGACCACAUCGCUCACAAAUGGAACAGCUAACACUGGUGUUUAUGCAGUGUACCCUAUCCGUCUCGGGCUGCGAGCUUUGGUCAGAUCUUCUGUGCCAUUGGAUAAAGAUUCAGCCAACAUCAUUUUGCAGCGGUAUUUAGGAUUCAUACAAUACUACAACAUAAGAGGCAAAGUAACAAGCAUUAAGCGGUUGUGAAGUAUGAAGAAGGUUUGGGAUAUUUUCAAGGACUUCCACAUUUUUUUUUUUUUUGCAAAUCAUUGCCUUAGCAGUUCUUUUGAAAUUAUAAUUUAAAGUUAUAGUGAAACCUUGUGUAAGGAUAUAAUCAAAGCAACUAUGUAAUUUGAAUGAAAGAAUAAAUGAAUGAACAAAUGAGUACAUUA